UCGCCUCAUUUUGUUCCUGCUCCUACUGACACUCAUCAGCGCGAGAGGUCACGAUCUCCUCGCAGACGUUCCAGAAGCCCCGAACGGACACACCGACGCCGGUCCUACUCCCCCCGCAGCCGAUCAGCCAGCCGGGACGAUUAUCGACGAAACCGUGAUCGCUCGCCCAUGACUAGCACAGGCGCCCCAGGCGGAGGACCAAGUGCAGGAUACAGUGGACAGGCUCCCCAUCGAUCUUACGAGGAACGAGCCGCAGCUCGAGAACAAAUGAUGAACAACAUUCGCGAAUCCUCCCAGCAGGACCGCCGAGUCUACGUCGGCAACCUUUCGUACGAUGUCAAGUGGCACCAUCUGAAGGACUUCAUGAGACAGGCUGGAGAGGUGCUCUUUGCCGACGUGCUAUUGCUUCCAAACGGAAUGUCGAAGGGAUGCGGAAUUGUGGAAUAUGCUACACGGGAGCAAGCCCAACAGGCUGUUGCCCAACUGAGCAACCAGAACCUCAUGGGUCGCCUAGUCUACGUGCGUGAAGUAAGUGACCGUGAGGCUGAGCCUCGGUUUAUCGGAGCAACUGGCGGCAACCGCGGCGGCUUCGGCGGCGGCAUGCCUGGCGGUGGUGGCGGCGGCGGCGGAUUCAACCCCGGAUACGGCGGCGGUGCGCCUGGCGGCGGCGGUCGUCAGAUCUACGUGGCCAACCUUCCCUUCAAUGUAGGCUGGCAAGAUCUCAAGGACCUCUUCCGACAAGCUGCCCGAAAUGGUGCCGUGAUUCGCGCCGACGUCCACAUUGGACCCGACGGCCGUCCCAAGGGAUCCGGCAUUGUUGUUUUCGAGAGCCCCGAUGAUGCUCGCAACGCUAUUCAGCAAUUCAACGGCUACGACUGGCAGGGCCGAGUCCUUGAGGUUCGCGAGGACCGAUAUGCCGGCAGUGGUCCUGGCAUGGGCUUCGGCGGCCGCGGCGGCUAUGGCGGAAUGCGAGGUGGAUUCGGCGGAGGCUUUGGUGGUCGUGGAGGAUUUGGCGGAGGCCGUGGAGGCUUCGGCGGCGGCUUCGGUGGCCGAGGUGGCUUCGGUGGUGGCGGCGCAGGCGGUCCCGGCUUUGAGCCCCCUGCCAGCUCCGUCCCUCCUAACCCCUUCACUGACUUCGCUACUACUGGCACUGAGCGCAGCGAGACCAUCUAUGUCCGCAACCUACCCUGGUCGACCAGCAACGACGAUUUGGUUGAGCUCUUCACCACCAUCGGCAAGGUGGAGCAGGCCGAGAUCCAGUAUGAGCCCAGUGGCCGUUCCCGCGGCACUGGUGUUGUCCGCUUCGACUCUGCCGAGACGGCCGAGACAGCCAUCGCCAAGUUCCAGGGCUACCAGUAUGGUGGUCGUCCCCUGAACCUCAGCUUCGUCAAGUACCUGAACCAGGGCGGUAACGAUGUCAUGGACACGGACCCGCAUGGAGGCUUGACCCAGGAUCAGAUCAUGUAAGAGGGCGGUGGUGCAUGUCCACCGGAACUGGGCGUCUGGCGGCUUUGACGCUCCCAAGCGAUGACGGUUGAACAUUUCUUUUCCGGCAGAGGUGACAGUCGUCUCCCUUUGCUUCGUUGCUUCUCUACUGGAAUCGUUCUUUCUUUUGGUCUCAUUUCUUUUUUCACGCUGGCAACAAAAGUUGGAGGUUCUCGACGCCAGGGUCUUUGCGUAUGGAUACGCGGUCGAACUCUACCUCGAGGAUGGAUCGACGCUUUUAAUAUGUUGAGGGACAACUGGCGAGGAGGUUUAAGGGAUUCACUCACUGAACAGCACGACCGAUUUGACCCCUCCUCGAAACGUUGACGACGGCGCCAGCGGCAUCCAGGAAGCCGGGGUUGUUCUGUCGGCUGAGUGAAUCGAAGGGGCGACACCUCGGGGCGCAGCCCUCACAGAUGGUCCUACCCUACCUAGAAUGUAACUCGAGUAACUAUCUGAUGGUAUUCAAGAAUGAUGGCAGGUGGUUUUGGUGAAAGGGGAGAGCGUAGGAUAUGUGCGGACGUGCGUAGCAUCUCGGGGCGCAUGGCAGUUUGUCGGGCCGGGUGAGCGAUUCUAGUGAAGGUUGUGCAUGUCCAUCAUGACUGGACGAUGAUUGCCGGCGUUGAGGAGUAAUCUGGCCUUGUCUUAUGCACUAUAAGUAACGAGGACAAGGAAGGUGACUGGUGAAGGUCAUGGCCUCGGCGUUGAUAGUAAUGACGACGUUGAACAUUUUCAUCUUUUGAA
This is a messenger RNA of Fusarium vanettenii 77-13-4, 2229 nucleotides long. RefSeq lists its product as uncharacterized. Gene Ontology annotation, molecular function: mRNA binding. The record is from RefSeq and is a predicted model, not a curated record. The coding region runs from base 169 to 1467 and encodes 432 amino acids. Lineage: Eukaryota; Fungi; Ascomycota; Sordariomycetes; Hypocreales; Nectriaceae. Gene Ontology annotation, cellular component: nucleus; cytoplasm. The transcript has 8 exons.